This is a messenger RNA of Staurois parvus, 294 nucleotides long. The record is from the annotation of a GenBank genome assembly. Lineage: Eukaryota; Metazoa; Chordata; Amphibia; Anura; Ranidae.
CAGAAAGAACAGUAAAAAUGCAGGCAGGGCGGCGGACAAAGCACUCGGGACAAAAUGUAUGUGAAAUGAAAAUGACUUUUUAAAUUUGCCGCCGGUUCCGUCCCCCGUACAUCCCAACGCUUGCAGGGACCGGAACACGGAAGCCGGAUGCCGGCAUCGGCUGGAGAUGGCCGGGGACGCUGCAGGGGACGCAUCGCGGGAGCGAAGGACAAGGUAAGUGCUGCAGGGAAUCCCAGAGCAACGCCGCAUGGUAAGCCCGAGUGUAGCUCGGGGUUACCGCUUUUGGUACUGAAA